Messenger RNA from Gongylonema pulchrum, 1068 nucleotides. The record is from the annotation of a GenBank genome assembly. NCBI's taxonomy places the organism in Eukaryota, Metazoa, Nematoda, Chromadorea, Rhabditida, Gongylonematidae.
AUGACCGAGGCAAAAACACGUUCACUGGAGCGACCGAGGCGACUUGUUCAGCCAAAUGUGAACAUCCGUCGAUGCAAAAGUUUGUUGAGAGGUACAGCAAAUCUGCAGCCUGAAAGCCAAUUGACUGAAACGAGCGAAGCUGAUGCCUAUCGCCCAUCCGGUAAUCUCAGUAGCACCGGGACUAUCACCAGAUCACAGCUGACUAUAAAGCCCCAACGUCUGUAUCAGCUGAGAAAUGAGAACCCGAACAGCUCCGAAAAAUCCAGUCGCCUUCCUGGAAGUAUCCCUGGGAUUUCACAUCUCCCUACCUCUUCCUCAUCAGUGCCACUGGUGCAUGAAACUGCUGUUCCGUCAUCUGGAAUUCAUAAAACUAUAUCAGUCACAGGUGAAUUCAAACAAAAUUCAGCAAUACUCACAACAAAUAAGACUAAUUCAGGAGCAAAAAAACUUUUACGCGGUGUGAAUUCGAAUCCGUUCCUAGUGAGUACCACUCGUCCUCUCCUUUGUGAGAGUCGAAAUUCACCUUGUGCUGUUGCGGUUCCGACCACAAUGCCACUACGUGCUAUUCAAGCAGUUGUUCGAGAUAACGACUCCAUAAUCACGAAAGCGAAAGAACCAUCGUCGCCUUAUAGAUGCGCCAGUAUUCCAGAAAAAGCAAAUGUUGAUAUUGAUUGGGAGGUGCCGAAACCUGGUUUCAAGAGUCGAUUCGUAACAGUGCCUACGUCUGAAGCCCCAGCUAUUCCAGUCCCAAAAGCAGCAAGGCCCAGAAGAUCAACAGUGGCUUGUCUCGCAACUACCGAUUAUCUUUCUGCUGAAGAUCGUUGGAAUCCUCUCUUGACCGUUGAGAAAACUUGUAGAUUUCCGAAGUCUCCAUGCAGUUCCAUCCCCAACGGAAGCAGUUCACUAAAACGUAAAAUCGCAAAAGAACUACCAAAAAAAUCGUGGUUUAGCUCGUCGGUAGAUGGGCCACCAGUGGAAUUACAAACUGCUAAUAGUUGCUGUCCAGUCCGUGAAACUGCAAUUGAUGAUGAUCUGCCAUCGACGAAGCAGUCGCUGUACUGUACCAGC